Molecule: messenger RNA, 13468 nt
Organism: Aedes albopictus (Asian tiger mosquito)
Lineage: Eukaryota; Metazoa; Arthropoda; Insecta; Diptera; Culicidae
Product: neuroguidin
Exons: 5
Coding region: 1070-2080 (336 amino acids)
Biological process (GO): maturation of SSU-rRNA from tricistronic rRNA transcript (SSU-rRNA, 5.8S rRNA, LSU-rRNA)
Cellular component (GO): nucleolus; small-subunit processome
Source: RefSeq, a predicted model, not a curated record
UUGUUUUUGUUUACCAGUUCGCGCCGCACCGCAUCUCGCGAGUCAAAAUCCAGCGUGGUUCUUCGUUUGUUCGGUCGCGCGCACGUCGUUGCUCGGAUUGUGUUGUGUCCCAUUCCGCACCGCGAAUAAUCUCCCCCUGGUGUGUAUUUAUAUUCGUAUCCUUGCGUUGUUCAGGAUAGGUAUAUCCUCGCCGUGCAUCUGUGGCGGCUGGCGCUGCACAAGGACUGCAUACAUAUAAACACACGUACAACAUUGUCGUCGUCGUCGUCCUUUUCGGCGGCAUAUUCACAACAGAGACCGUGUGCUGCUGCUGCUGCUGCUGCUAGUUGCUGUUGCAGGGACAAAAAGUGUGGCUUCUGUGUGUAUUGGUUCUCGCGCGCGCCGGUUCCGAUCCAGGAUCCCGUGUUCCUACCGCUCUUCUAGUGCGAGAUUUUUUUUUCCGCUCUAUUGUAGUAUUCGCAUUCGCGCCAGCCAGCCAGCCAGCAAAGGGGGAACAAUCCGUGGCUGGUCGCGCUCGUCGAUUCAAUCGUUCUGAAGUUCAAGUGGAAGCAAGACGCGAUUUUCCGCGAGUCCGCCGAGUGCGUGCGCUAUAGAACAUCCAAAGACGGGGCAGUGCUUUUUUUGUUCGGUGGAUUUUGGAAUUGACGAUUCAACGAUUCAAUCGGAAGCUGUUGGAAGAUUCUUAAUAACUUAUAGCUUCCAAAGUGGGUUGCUACUGGUGAUAAGUGCGUGGUAAGAUCUAAGAGUGAUUCCAUCGGAAAGUGCAUCAGAAAGUGUUCCGAUAGAAUUGCAACCGGAAGAAAGGAUUCAAAUAAGAAACACAAUUGCCCGAAUCGAAUGGAUUAAAACGUGCAGAGGCCACUCGCUGAAAGCUGUGUAUGUGUGUGUAGAGAAGAAAACGGACAAGAAACGGCCCGAAUAUCUAGGCAAGGGUGGCCGCCGAAUUACGCAAGGACGAAGACGACCAUAAGGAGGGGAAAGUAAACAAGAAACGCAACCGAAUUGCACCGAAUCGUACGUACCGUACAUCUUCUUGUGAGGCAAUUUGAAGCGAAGGCGAACCACCAAAAUGGUACAGGCACUUGACGAAUACGAUUUCCAGCCGGAUCUUCCACAGGCCUUGCGACUGCUGGACGAGAUGAACACCAACUUCAAACAGGUGUCCGACCUCGUUGGCAAUAUGCUGCAACGCGUCAAAACCGGAGAACUAUCCACAGAGUACGGACUCAACUUCUUGGAAAUCAAAUAUCACAUGCUGCUCAACUAUCUAAUCAAUCUGACAUAUGUCGUGCUGAGAAAGUGUUCCGGUCACAAAAUCGAAAACGAUCCCUCGAUAGAUCGCCUGAUCGAAAUCCGCACGGUACUAGAAAAGAUCCGCCCGAUCGAUUACAAACUGCGCUACCAGAUAGACAAACUGGUCAAAACGGCCGUAACCGGUGCGAGCGUGGCCGACGAUCCGACUUCCUUCAAAGCCAACCCGGCGAAUCUGAUGUCGCAACUGCCGGAAACGGCCGGCGCAGACGGCGACAGUGGUUCCGGUGACGAGUCGGAUGACUCGACCAAGGUGCUGGAAAAACUGCGAAAAGCAAAGGCCGCCAAAGCGGGAGGACCGGGCAAACCGGAAUCCAGCAGUACCGGGGACGUGUACGUACCUCCCAAACAUAUGGCCGUGCCCUACGAAGAGGAAUCCAAAUCCGAUCGAGCCCGAAAACAGAUGGACCGGGCACGGAAACGAGCGCUGGGGUCGUCAUUGAUUCAGGAACUGAAGGAAGAGUAUCUGGACACGCCGGUGGAGAUUUCCUCCAGUUCGAGAGCGCUACAGAAGCUGUCCCGCAAGGAACGUGAACGAGAGGAGUACGAGGAGAAAUAUCUGACGCGAUUGCCGAUCACCAAGGCGGACAAGCACCGGAGUCGGAAGUUGACUACUUUGGGUACCCUAGGCGAUGAGCUAACGAGCUUUGGCGACAUCAGUGCUUUGGACGACGAGCUUCCAUCGUCGUCGGGUGGCUCGAAAGCCGGCAAAAAGCGCAAAGCCGGCAAGGGUGGCAAAAAGCACGGUAAGAAACGGCGUUUCCGUUAAGAGAGUGGAGCACCUCGUUCAUCAGCUCGACAUUAAUUCAACGGUAUGUUCGUUUAAAAUUAUUAUGUUUCUACAUUUGUUUGGUUAAGAUUUCGUAAUUGGCUUACUAAUUCAAUAUUUUAAAUUUAUCAAUUUAUUACUACCUAUAAAGUGUUUAGUUGUAUUGAUUUUUUCCUGAGUUUUACUAUUCAAUUGUUGAUUUUCGUUUCAAUUUGAUUUGGUUACUACUAGGAGACUAUCGCAAUUAUAUCUAGAUUUAGUAAUAUUGAGUACAUGAUUCUUACGGAUCAUGUACGGAGGUAAUACAAAAUAGCACGAUGAGAACAUAAAACUACUAAGAAAAACUUACAACAAGUUACUGUUGCAGAAAUAAGAAUUAUUGAUUUUUAAAUGAAGAUACACUCACCAAGAGCCUUUAUAAUAUAUUUAUACGAGAAUAUUUUCAAGUUUCUUCCAAUUGAUAAAUGAAUAACGCUCUGGGCGUGAGUUUGAAGGGGAGGGAUCAUUCCCGGCGAUCGGAGUACCACUUCCACCUGAUCACAAAUAUAUACAAAACGAUAGUUAUAUGUACCGAUAAGGUAUGGCAAAACUAGCGAUUAAGUGCAACCAUAGUUACAAAUAUAUGAGCAAGCAUAAACUGAGAAAUAGCCGACGACGACUUUUGGUGAACCACGGCGAACGUUCACCGAACCAGAAACACAAUUGUUGCCUUUUACAUAGUGAAUUAUAACAAAAGUAUUCUUUUUCUAUAGACAAACAUACCGAUACAGAUACAGCUCAGUUGACCAGUUUUGUGUUGAAAUAAUCAAAUGCAAGUAUAAACAGAUAACCUCAAAAGAACAAACUUGGAAUGUGGUGUUCCAACUACCGGAAUCGCUGGGAAUGAUCUGCUUUGUAUCCGUUCGUCAAACUCAGCAUAAAAAAUCGCCCAGCUGCAGAGAAAGUAAAACAAACAAAACAAAUUAAAGAAACGGCAUUAUUUUGUACAACCAUUACACAAUAGUUGUAUUGAAGCAUUAAAAUAAAAAGAAAAACGAUUUAUAAUCAUAAUCAGAUACAUUUUUAUGACAGAGCAAACACAACAAAUCGGAUUAAACACAUGAAUAAUAUUCCACCACACACACAAAAGAGCAUAAAAGAGUUACUACAGAUGAAAUAAUAAUAGAAAUAACCAGAAAUAACAGAUACAACGUCCAACAGUGCAGUAAAGGGGAAUCAAAAUACGUACACGAAUACAGAGAAUUGAUAACGAUGGAAAUAGGACCGAAUGGUGGAUCCGCGAAUGCGGCUCCCUUAGACAUAGAUUAGUAACUAUGAAAAUUGAUUUUGGUUUCUGUUGUAAAUUCAGUUUGUUUCAAACGUAUCUUGUUUAGUUUGCAAUUCGAUUAAGUUUUUGUUUCCAAUAAAUAUUUCGAUUUAAGUUUAGGUUAAAACCAUAUUUUUCGCUUCAGUUGUUUGAUAAUAUCAUUACCUUUUUUGUUUGUCGAUACUUUAAAUCGUUUUGCUUUUUUUUGCUCAUUAUUCAUCGACGAUGGUGGUGAUAGUGCUGUCUGACGAUCGAAGUAAACAUGCGCCAGUCAAUCAAACUUUUGUUGAUUUUGCCAUGCAGCUUUGCGUGUCAUUUUGUAAAAUGAUUCAAUUCUGAUGCAAACGAUUGUGAUGUUUCCACCGAUUGGCGUUUUGCCGAACUGAAAGGUUUUAAUUUCUCAACCUUAGCUUAGCAUCAGUAUAAUUAUGUAUAUGAUUGAUACUCAUUGCUAUCUAAACCUCCCAAUAAUCUUGUGCCAACUAUUUCAGCCACAUAAGUAACUCCUGCAUGAAAUACGUAUUGCUUAGAUAAAAUUAACAAUUCUGAACAUAUGACGAGAGCUUCGUCUUCACCGCUAGGUGAAAUUGAUCAUUUUUUGCGCACCACAAUUACCCUCACUUCGUUCGUGAUGUCUACCCAGGUAUUUGUCCGUGAAUAAUUUAAUUUUGAUUUAUGGUGCAAAUAAAUGCCCAGUCGGUCGCGCUUGGUCUACCAGGCCUCCGUUACACCUGCAAGUUCAGUUACAAUGUAUUAUUGUAACCAUAUCCAUAUUAAUGCAUCAGCAGUUUUAUUUUCGCUCAGGCGUAGCAGGAGGGUCAUCAUUGUGUGGGGGGAGGCCACCGGUCGGUCAACCAGUAGCGCGCUAAUAUAUUCAUGAUAGUGGUUAUCGGAUCAUCAUCUUCAGCCGUAAACAAUUCCAUUGUUCCGAUGUGUGGCAGGAAAGCGAUUCAUUUUUGCAACGUAAUGAGCUUGACCCGCGCGCUCGCUCUGGGUGUUGUAUCACGAUUAUCGGUUUUGUAUAACAUUUAAUGCUGUGCAUUGUUGGUUAUGAUGCAUUGAAACUUUCGAUUAGAUCUUCUAGUUAGGAUAAUUUAGUGCCUACUGUUCUAGAAUGGGAGUAAGGACGCAAGUGUAACAUUGAGGUCCUCCUUGAGCAUGGUCCAUCACUUCGAUAUCAUGAUAUCUGCCAGGCUAGAAUCAAGUGCCUUAAUAGCAGUCUGGCUAUCUGAACAGCGUGCUGCUGAAGUGCUUAUUACACUCCGUAACAUUGUCUACCAAGUGAGUAAGACUGAUGUAGCCUUAGCUCACGAAAGUGGACACCAUCACCUGCUCGAUCUUCGAGAAGGGAGCCAUCAGUGUAACAUACGAUGCCAUCUGAAAUACUUCUCUCCAGAUAACCAGAUGUCCACUCUUCCCGGGAAGGGAAUUUCGUGGAAAAUGUCCUAUAUGGAAAAUUACAAGCAAUUGUAAGAUCACUUGGAGCAAUGACAACUUUGUCCCUAUUCACCAAAAGUGGAAACAACGAGGUGUGUGUUGAUUUGCAAUUCACAGGAGUUUCCUCUAGUAAAUCGAGUACCGAUAGGUGGUAAGUGCAGAAAAAUGCUUCUUGUUUAAGAUGAAUGCGUAGUGGGGCAACAUCAGAGAACUUCGAGCGCUGCCGUGGGAGUUGAAUAGACCGCUCCAGACAUCGCCUGUGCUUGAUACACUGUGGAGAUGGCCCAAUUUUGAUUGGAUCGCUCUCACUUCGUUCUUUUUCCACCACACAAGACAUCCAUAGGUCAAUAUUGGCCGAACAACAGUUGUGUAAAUCCAUUUAAUAUAAUUGGGUGUUAGACCCCAAGUUGUACCAAAGUGGCAUUACCCGAAGGCCAUGCUUUCUUGAUUCUGAACUCAACAUGAGGUGUCCGGGAAAGCUUGGAGUCAAGAAUAACUCCAACGCACUUUACCUGAUCAGUCACAUUGAUUUCAGAAUCAAAGAAACGUAUAGGUCGAACGCUAUUACGGUUUCGCCCUUCCGUAAAAAGAACAAUAGAUGUUUUACUCGUAUUGGCGACAUUAACCCUCAAUUUGUUGAAGGGCGCUUUGCAUCAGGCCGAAAAGGGUGCUGAUGCACAUACCAACUAACAAUGUUAAGUAGUCGUCGGCAAAACCAUAAGUAGGAAAACCGCUAUUAUUGAGUUGCCUCAAUAGCGUAUCUGUUACGAUAUUCCACAAAAGCAGUGACAAGACUCCCCCUUUAGGGGGCAUCCACAAACACUCAAUUUCCUACUCCCUGCUAGACGCAAUGCCGAGAAGAGAUAUCGGGUUUUGAGCAUUUGGUGAAUCCAAUUGGAAAUCAUUGGAGAUAUACCAUGACUCCAUGCGGCUUCCAAUACGGCAUCGAAAGUCACGAUGUCAAAGGCACCCUCGAUAUCUAAGAAAACACCCAGACAAGACUGCUUUUGAGCGAAUGCUUUCUCGGUAUCGUAAACAACCUUGUGUAAAAGAGUCGCAGUGGACUUUCCAGAUUGGUAAGCUUGUUGGUUCACAUGAAGAGGCACAUUGGCCAGAUGAACAUCACGGAUGUGAUGAUCGACAAUGCGUUCUAAGUAUUUCAGAAGAAAAGUGGGCAAACUGAUAGGUCUGAAACUCUUUGCUUCUUCAUACGACGCACGACCCACUUUCGGAAUAAACUUUACAGUAGUAUCCCGCCAGGAUUUGGGAAUAUACCCUGUAGCAAAACUUGAAACAAGUAGUUUUUUCAAAACGUGUUUGAAAUCAUUAAAUCUCUUCUGAAGCAAAAUAGGAUAAAUCCCAUCUGCCCCAGGAGAUUUUAAAGGUGCAAAGCUAUUUAGUGCCCACUUAAUCGAUUCUAAAGUUAUGAUACUCCGAGCCGAAGCCAGAGAGUCAUAACUACAAGAAAAGGCAUCAGGUUCCUCCGAAGAAGAUGUAAUAUCCACACAUCCAGGGAAGUUGAAUAAACAUUCCAAAACUUCCUCAUCAGAGGAAGUAAAAUUACCAUUUGGCAAACGAAGUUCGUUUGUUUAAAAAUCCUUCGAUUUUGCAAGGAUUUUGUUCAACCGAAUGACUUCACUCAAACAGGAAACAUUUGUACAAAGGUUUUUCUAGCUGGUUUUUCGUUCAGCAGACCGAAGAGCUUUCUGGUAGGCCUUGCUAGCCGACCUGAUAGCCUCCGAUCCAGUCGAACGUCUGUUCCAACUCUUUCUACAUUGUUUCCUACCUGAGUUAGGUCACAUCAGAGUUCCACCAAGGGGUUCAACUUGUGGUCUUCACAAACCGCAGAGGGCAAGCUUCUACGAAAGCAUCUAUGUUGAAGACCGUUGUUGUAUCAACGGCAUCAUUCAAAUCACUUGGAGUGUCAACGUAUGGUGAGUAUCCAUCAUGAAAUUUGGCCGUUAUCAAAUCAGUAAAAAGAAUCCAUUUGGUUGACCGAAGAUUCCUGAAAUGUAAAGUUUGCGAAAUUACAUUCAAGCGCUUAACACUUAUGUGGCCGGCAGGGUACCCGGGUACCUUUUUCAAUUUCAAAUCUCGAUAUUUUAAUGGUUGUUGAGACUAGGGUGUUGGAACUCUGUUAGAUCUUAGAACUCGUGAAUAUACAUCUAUUAAUGGGGUUGACCGAAUUUUAAAGUGAGGAGGGGUAGGGGGAGGGGCUCCUGCAUUUUUUUAUUACGUGGAAGGCCGGCAGGGUACCCGGGUACCCACGAAAUUGAAAUGAUCAUAUCUCCGUCAAUUUUUCAUAGAUUUUGGAAGUUUUUAGCUCAUUCAACUCAGAAACUCAUCAUCUAUCGGGAAAAUAUUUGGUUAGACCGAUCUAAUCACCGUGGUUUUCGGAAAAUCCAUAUUUUUGGGAGCAUGUCCUUAUUCCAUAUUGAAACCCACUUUGUUAAGGCUAGGAUAUCUUAAAGUGUUUAUGGUCAACCAUGGCCCCACGAGAAGCGUGUUCCGAAAUCACAUUUUCAAAGUCAACACGUUUUAUGAUUCCAGGCCAGUCAGAUACAAUAUGCCAAAGCAAUUUUACGAUGCUUGGUACCGAAAUUGCUACUAACCUACCGAAAAUCCCGUAUAUUGUAUUCGAUCAAAAAAACGAUCAAAUCUGACUAUACAUGUCAAUGGUUGCUACUCCGUGAUUGAUCUGAGCUGGUACCAAUUGCACUGAGAUCCAAAUGAAUAAGGGCUGGGACACUCCACUUAUUCUCAAAGUGCAAUUCUAGCAGCUCAUACAUUUUGGAUCAAUAACGGCGCCGGCCACGUCCUUAUAGUCAGUUGGGAAGGGAAAGGAAUGUUAGAGUGUGCUGGUUGUUGCUACUAAAGACCGAGAUCACCUCUGCAUCCCCACAACCAGCACGGACUGGGGUAUUUUGUUAAACGGAAAGGAUGGGAGAUCUGGGAGUCACCGUUGGGUCGGUGAUGCGAUCCAUGGAUAGGGAGUUAUUUAUAGUGUUCGUAAGGUGAUAGAUUGUGUGGUGAAUGAGAUGAAUAAGGUCAAGCGGCACAGCACGCUUUGGUUGCAUAACUUGUAGGCGUUAUAUACACUGUGCUGUGAGUGGAAAUUGGAAGGGAGGGAAACGACUUAUUUCCAAUUCGUUUCUGGUUCUAGCGAUGGCUAUGAACAUAUGUAUAUACAUGAGUUGUAUAUGUUGAGAAGAGAGAGAGUGUGAGGAAGAGGAUAGAAAGAUACAAAGUAGGAUGAAAAGGACGGGCCAGGGAUUGAACCCAUGACCUUCUGCAUACGAAUCAGAAGCGGUAGCCACUAGACCGAAAAUCCCGUAUAUUGUAUUGUAUAAAAACAUGGAUCCGUAAAUCCGGAUUUUCCGGUACCCAUGGUGAUCGGACCGGUCCAACCAAAUACGAUCUCGAUAGAUAAUGAGUUUCUGAGUUGAAUGAGGCAAAAACUUUUAAAAUCGGUGGAAAAAUCGCUGAGAUAUGAUCAUUUCCAUUUCGUGGGUACCCGGGUACCCUGCCGGCCUUCUACGGGUGUUUUUUUGCUGGCCACACUACGGUUAAAAAUGAUGUAGCGAUGGGCAGAUAAAGAUGCUUCAUCAGACACAUGCCAAUAAGUCACCUCAUGACUAAUUCUGCUAACGCAAAGCGUUAUGUCCAACGCUUCCUCUCUAGCAAAUACCAUGAAGGUUGGGCGGUUGCCUAUGUUUAAUUAGUCCAAGAUCUGUACUACUUAAGUAUUCCAACAAACUGGAGCCUCUCAAGUUAAUGUCUGAGCUGCUCCAAAUGAUAUGGUGAGCAUUAGCAUCAACACCAACAAUUAGCGGAAGGCUCUUUGAAGUGCAGUAUGCGAUGAAUUGUUUGAAAGCAUCCGUAAGGGGAUGGUUCAUCAUGCGGUAAGUAAACCGAACAACAUACGUAUUUCCUGUUGAGAUUUCCAACAGAAACAUCAAUUGUGGUAGAACAUACAUCUCUGAUGGUUAGGUCAGGGAUGAAUGUAGCAACUAUUGCGUUAUUGACAAGAACACAGGCUCGAGGCAUAACACGUGAGUUCGCCAUUUAAUUUUUACUAAAAGUAGCAAAUACCGGGCUCACGAGGUUUCCAAGAUAGAAAUUUCCCUUACGAAAGUAAGGUUCUUGGACUAAAGCCAAUGUGGCUGUAUCAUAAUGCGAAAUCAUAUGGAUGAAACUAUAAUCAAUGACAUCGUCAAAAUUGCACCCUUAUUCAGCCUCAAGUUUGAGACUAAAGAAUGGCUGCUGAUUAUUAUUGAUGGUCAACUUCAUCCGAAACCGAAAAUCCUAGUUCCUUGUGUAAGUGUAGCUGGUUUGGCGGGACUGGAGUAGCAACUAAAUACGGGCGGUCAAUCAAUUUUCAUUAAAAUUUUUAAAUUUUCCCAUCCUUCUUACGAAAUUCAACAAAAAAAAAUUCCCUGCGGAUGUUGUUGUUUUUCGGAUAACCAACCGAAGUUGUAUGUUAGACAUAUGUUGAGCCGGAAGUUCAUAGGUACAAAUGUGAAAAUAGACAAAAUGAAACGGAAAAACGACGAAUAAGAAAUCCACGCAGUUCUUGUGGGAUUUGAACCCACGUCUCCCCAAUUCGCUAGACAAAGCGUGUUCAUCAAUAAACAUGAAUUGCACGUAAUAUAAUUUUUUUUCCGGCAGAAUAGGAUAAUCCUGUUGCUUGGACCUUUGUGAUACGUAUAUGGUCUUGAAGCAGACGAUUGUCAAGUGGAUCCCAAUUUCUCAAACUGAGGCACUGCUGGAUGCAUCAGUAUUGAGCCGUACAAUUACAGCCUCGUUUAGUGGUCCAAGACAGCGACGGCAGCUUGGUUCCAAUACUGCGGGAGGCACCAUAAAAACUUUCUUAGAAAAAUCCAAAGGUUCCUCUAGAAAUUACUGUGUAGGAAUUCCCUUAGAGAGUCUUUCACAGACUCCUUCAUCUUUUUUUUAAUUUAUUUUUAUUCGUGAAUUUUAACUAAAGCUAAUUCUUAUCACACAGACUCCUUCAGGAUUCCAUACAAAGAUUCGUUCAGAAAUUCUUUCAUGGAUUACUUCAAAAAUUCCUUAUAAUAAUCCUCCAUAAAUUAGUCCAAGGAUAGCAAGUUCAAGGAAAUCUUCUAUGGAUUUCUUCCAAGGUUAAUCCAUAGAUUCCUACUCCUGGAAUUCGAUCUUAAAAUCUACUAGAAAUUACUUAAGAACUUUUCGUAUUGAUUAGUUUAAAAUUCACCGGACAUUUCCCUAGGGGUUCCCCUAGAAUUCUCUACAGGAAUUCCUUCAGAAUUUCUUAAUAAUAAAUCUCAUAAAUUCUUCUAGUGGUUUCUUUAGAAUUUUUCCAGAGAUUGCUUCAAAAAUUCUUUCAGAUAUUUCUUCAAGGAGUUCGCCAGAGAUUUGUUCAUGAAUUGCUCUAUCAGGUAUCAGGUAGCAGGAUUUCCGGCAAAUAUUACUCCACGUAUUUCCCAAGAAAUUUAUCCGGCAUUUCCACCUAGUAUAACUCUAACUAUUUAACCACGGAUUUUUAAAGAAAUUUAUUAAAAAUAUUGCCCAAAAAUUUCAACGGAAAUUUCUUAAUUAAUAUCUCAUGAGUUUGUUCUAGAGGUCUUUGCAGACGCUUAUCUUUGCAUUUCUCCAGUAUGUUUUUCAGAAAUUCGUCCACAUAUUUCUCCAGGAAGUUCUCCAGAAAAUUAUUCAUUAUUUUUUUUUAUAGGUUUUUCCUGUAAGUUCUAAAGAAAUUACUCCUGCGUUCCUUCAAAAAUAUCCCUGGUAUUGUUCAGAUAUUCCUAGAGAGAUUCAUUUAAACGUACUUUCUAAGAUUUCUACAACGAUGCUACUGAAGAUUUCUUCAGAAAUUCCUGCUGGGGCUCCUUUUGAAAGGAGAUAAUUUUACCUCCAGAGUUUUCAUCAAAAUGUUAGGGAUUUUUUCAGGAAUUUCAGCAAGGGACUUCUUCAUUGUUGCAUGAUCUUCCAGGGGAUUUUUCAGAAAUUCUUUUAAAAACUUCUACAGGGAUUUUUGGAAAAUCUCCCCAAGGUUUCUCCACGAAUCCUUUGAGAAAUUCCUUCAGUGCAGAAAUUCUCACAUGGAUUGUUUUUAGAAAUAGUUAUUACGAUUUCCUAGGAUGUUUUAAGAGAUCCCUACAGAAUUUGUUCACAUAUUCCUCCAGGGAUUUUUUUUUUCAAAAAUUCUUCCAGAAAUUGCACAAAGAUUAUUGAUGAAUUCAAUUAGAGUUCCAUGAAUGACUUUCUAAGAAUCCCUGGGGGAGCAAUUCCUGGAUGAAUGCCUAGGAUAAAAAGCAGAAAACACCGGUAUCUCUUAUCAUUAAUUCCCAGAAAAAAAAAACAUGAGGUACUUCUGAACUAACUCUGCAAGUAAUUCUAAGAGAAUAAAAUUCUGGGCGGGAUUGCUAGACAAAUCCGAAACGGAGUUUCUUACGGAAUUUCUUAGAAAAUUUCUGCGCAAAUCACAGGCAAAGGAUCUGGUGAAAAUUUUGAAAAAAAAACCUUAAAUUUCUGAGGAAUCCCUGGUGGAUUAUCUGAGGGAAUCCCUGGAAGAACUCCUAGACAUCAGAAGAAAUCCUUGAAAAAAUGUCAAACAAUUGGGUUUUUAAAUUAUGAGAAAUAUAUUGAUUAUUUGAUUUUAUAUGAAAGGAUACCUUUUUCUGAGCCACUAUGAUUUUUUUCAGAUUUUUAGAACCUUAUUUUGGCACCUAAAAUCAAUUUCAAAGAGAUUUUUUGAAAUCACCUUUUGACAGCUGGGCAACUGUUUGACAGCUCCACCCAGUACAAACGGCGACGAGGGGUGGUUCGACAAAUUUCUCCCAUACAAACUUCAAAUUGAUUUUUAAAUAGGUUCCCGGGCUCCAAAACUCAUGAAAAUUUGGAUUUCAGCUCAGUUUGACAUGCAGAUUCAGAAUAUCGAAUUAUCUCAACAUCGUUAAAGAAGCCAAUUUUGUGAAGGAAUUUGUAAACAAAAAUGACUAAAUUACUACCGAGGAAUUUUCUGAAAGAAAUCCUGCAGAAACAAAAAAAAAAAAAAACUGGAAGAAUUUGGUUUGCGCUCGCAAACACGCUAAAUCCACUACAAAAAAGUGAUUGAGUUUUUGAAGGAAUAAUAUCCGGAAGAACUGGGGAACCAUUUGCAGGUAUUGAUAAAAAAUAUCCUGAAAAACGUAAAGGAAUAGAUUCUGGAGUAAUUUCUGCGAGAAUUUUUGAGAGAAUCUUUGAAAAAAAUUCUGCCAGAAUCUCUGAAAUAAGGUCUGAAUAGAUUUAAAGCAAAGCCUGGAGAAAUAUCUAAAUAUAACUAUUUAUUAUAGAAACCCCUGGAGAAACUCUCAAGAGAAUUCUUGGAAAUUUUCUAGAGGGAUUUCCGAAUGAAUGAAAAAAUCCCAGAAGAAAUGAAGAAACACCUGGAGAAAUUCAAACAUUAAUUUCUGAAAUAGUUCCUGGAAACAUUUCUUAAUUUCUAAAGGGAAAUUCUAGAGGAGUGGGUGCUUCCUAGCUCACUUAUGACACAUUGGCAGUGAAGUAAUUGUUUGUCGGAAUCCAGGAAGGACCAGGAGGAAUCCCUGUAGGGAUUUUCUAGAAUACGCUCUGUGAAAUUUCGAUGCAAUUCUGACAAAACCCAUGAUGAAAUUUGCAGAAGAAAUUCGUUGAAUUACUUAUGAAGUAAUUUCCGACGCGAUAUCUGAAUAAGUUCGUUUGUAGUUAUUUCGCAGAACUUGAAAACAAAAAAGUUUAAACGAAUUUCAGGAAAAAUCCGGCAAACGUGUCAUAUGAUGUUGUGUUAGGGUUCAUUGUGCUUUAAACAGUUUAUCGAGCAUUUCAUGAAUGAAUUCAUAGAGAAGGGUUGAAGAAAUAAGUGGAAAAUGCCUGAAUUUGUGAGGAAACUUUGUAAUGAAAUUUACCAAAAAAAAAAGAAAGUGGUACAGUUCACUGAAUAAAUUAACAGAGUCAGGGUGUCCUCUAGCAAAAACCACUAGGUGUUGAUAUUAAAACCACUAGAAAUCAUCGAGUUAAUCGCGAAGCUGUUGAAUUAAAACCAAAUUAAAAGAUUAUAAUCAUUCAUCACCGAUCGCGCCGCCACGCCGUUCAACAAUCGAUUAUUGCCGCCAACUGAGUGCCAUAUUGGAUAGGCGUCGAGAUUGAGUGGAUUACAUGCUUAACCUGACACCCGUCACACACUGGGCGCGGACGAUGGCAAUAACUAUCACACCACACCAUAAUGAGCUUUAUUAUCUUUACACCCUUUUCUGUUCACAUCCGGUUUUCAUCGACCCCCACCUCACCCGAAGGGGAUCCCAACGUAUGGCCUUCCCCUCAGGGCUACCCAACUAUAUCCAACCAUCAUAGGAGAUUAUGUUCCACUGAUUAACUUUAAUCACGAAUCACGAUCGAAUUAUUUAAAGUAAAAACGAUUACAAUCAUUGGCGGGAUUUUCAUUUGAAUUGCUUAAUUAGGCGACACGUGCUACAAACUGCUCUUCCCGAGUGGUUCGAUUUAUGUAUUUCCCUGCGGUGAGUAUUAGUAGAGAUAAGUUGUGAACAAAAUUUGCAUUCCGGCGGGGCAGUAUUAAUUGGUCAGAAUAAUAAAAUUGAUUUAUGGAUGCUCAUAGGUUUAGUUGUAAGUAUAUGUUGGAUUUAGUGUAA